CUGGGAUUCUGUAUUGGCUUACUGAUGGAGACGAAAUUCUUAUGUUUGAUCCAGAAAAUGAGAUAUCUUGGUUGAUAAUGGUACCACUCCCCAUCACCCAGUUCAAUCUAACACCCGAGAUGUGCAUGGGAGAAGCUGAAGGGAAGCUACAUUACGUAUUGAUAUCCGAACACGGACUUCAACUGUGGGUACUGAAGGAUCAUUUUACUUCUCAAUGGGAUCUUACUUUUACCAUCUCUUUGGAAUUGCUGGAAAAAGAAAACGACAAGUAUCUGUUCAAGAUAGCUGAAAAGUUGGCAAGAGACUAUAAUUCCGCGUAUCCUUGGAUAGGGACUCUAGCUUUCAAGAACAACAUCUUGCUUAUGAGGGUUGCAGCUGAUAUCUAUUUGUAUCAGUUUGAUACAAUGAAGAUGCGACACCUCUGCAGCCUUUCUGCUCUUGCACCAAAGCCUUUCUUUUCUGCUACUGUGGUUCCAUAUACAAUGAGCUUAGUUCCACUUGCUUAGGCAUAAAAAGGUCACUCUUUUCUCCUUUGGUUUAGCAAUGUACGUACGUCAUGACCGAUAGAUUACAUGUUCUUUCUGAAUAUGCUCAGGAUAUCCAUCAGUUUUUGUUCCAUCCUUCGGGCGAGCAUGUUUAGAAAGGCUUUAAUUUCACUAGUUUUUAUUAUAUGGCAAGUACAUUUGAUGCUGAGACAGAUAUUAAACAGGAAAGUCACAAUUACUUUAUCUUAGGUACUAUUCUAUAAUAUCAUCUGAUGUCAAAGCUUUAAUGAAUAGUCUCAAUUGAUGAGCUUUUCUUCAGGCCUCUCUGUGUCAAAAGAGUUUAUUCUGAUUCAAAACUUUAGUUGGUAUUAUAUAUGAGGAAUAUUGUAGCUACAUAUAUAUCUUGUUUUCUUUACAAAAUAUCCAUAUGCUUCCUUCAAAACUCAAAAAGCUCAUAGCUUUACCUGAAAUACUAAUUGGUAUUCAUAAUGAGACAUCUUUUUCUAAAUUUACAACAAAGAAAAACUACAGAGCAUCAGUCAUAUGGGACAAGAACCAAGAGGAGGAGGAGGGUAAAUAUUUGAAUAUACUGCGCCAAUGUGUGGCAACAUCAAGAUUGGAUAACGCCAAAGCCAUUCACGCGAAACUGCUGAAAAACCCAGGCGGCACGUCUUUGCUAUACUUACACAACCAUCUUCUAAAUGCUUAUGUGAAAUGUGGUGACACUGCAAAAGGACUCAAACUGUUUGAUGAAAUGACCGAGAGAAAUGUGGUGUCUUGGACUGCCCUCAUUGCUGGAUUUGUGCAAAAGGGCUUCCCUGUUGAAGCUUUUUCGUUGUUUAGUCGUAUGCACCGGAGUGGGACGAAGCCUAAUGAGUUCACUUUCGUGAGUGCCCUUCACGCUUGCUCGUUUGAGGAUAGAUUAAGCUUGACAAAUGCAUAUCAAGUAUAUGGACUAAUUACAAGACUUGGUUUUGAGUCUAAUGUUUAUUUAGUGAAUGCUUUUUUGACAACUUUGAUAAGGCACGGUAGAUUAGAUGAAGCAUUAAUGGUUUUUGAGUGGUGUUCCAAUAAAGAUAUUGUUACUUGGAAUGCAAUGCUAGGGGGUUGCAUGCAAUUUUGUUGCUCAGAUGUACCAAGGCUUUGGUACAGGAUGAUCCGCAAAGGAGUUGUACCGGACAACUUCAGUUUUGCUAGUGUUCUUACUGGGUUAGCAGAGCUUUUUGUUCUUGAUUUGGGUGUGCAAGUACAUUCCCAGCUUGUUAAGUCUGGUCAUGGAAGUGAGAUGUGUGUAGGGAACGCUUUGGUGGAUAUGUAUUUGAAAAAUCGAUGUUUGGGUGAGGGUUUCAAAGCAUUCGAAGAGAUCUGUUUUAAAGACGUUUGUUCCUGGACACAAAUGGCAGCAGGGUGUUUGAAUUGUGACGAGCCAAUUGAAGCUCUCAGGGUCAUUGGAGAAAUGAGGAGGGGAGGAGUAAUGCCUAAUAAGUUUACUCUAGCAACAGCUUUUAGUGCAUGUGCCAACACAGCUUCUUUCAGAGAAGGGGAGAAAGUUCAUGGCUUGAGGAUCAAACUUGGGGAUGACAUUGAUGUCUGUGUAGAUAAUGCAUUGCUCGACAUGUACGCCAAAUGUGGUAGCAUGGAUGGGGCAUUCAUGGUUUUUCAGUCAAUGGAUGAACACACUACUGUUUCAUGGACCACUAUGAUUAUGGGCUAUGCGCAAAACGGAUAUCCCAAAAAAGCUCUUGAAAUUUUCCAUCAGAUGAGGGAGGGAGGAGCAGAGCCUAACUACAUUACCUUCCUAUGUGUGCUUUAUGCUUGCAGCCAAGGAGGACUUAUCGACGAGGGAUGGAAGUAUUUCACAUCAAUGAGUAAUGACUAUGGUAUUCUCCCUGGAGAAGAUCAUUAUGCUUGUAUGGUGAAUCUCCUUGGACGUGUUGGACGCGUUAGAGAAGCUGAGGAACUAAUCUCGAGCAUGCCCUUUCAACCAGGUUUGCUGGUGUGGCAAACGUUGCUUGGAGCAUCCCGACUUCAUGGGGAUAUGGAAACUGCAAAACGAGCAGCAGAACGAGCAUUACAAGUUGACAAAGUUGAUCCUUCAAUCUAUGUGUUAUUGUCCAAUACAUUUGCUGGUUUGCAAAACUGGGAUGGAGUUGGAACUGUGAGGGAAUUGAUGCAUAGCAGGGAUGUCAAGAAAGUCCCUGGCUCCAGUUGGUUUUAAAUGUCAAGAAAGAAUCAUAUCAUGUAACUUUGAGUCUUCUAGCUUGAAUGAGUAAUACGUGAAGUAACUUCCAAUAUAACAGUAAAAGGCGAGACAUUACGUGGAUCGACUCAUCAAGUUUUUCCAUAGAAAAAGCACUUAUCAUUCGUUGGUUA
Messenger RNA from Solanum pennellii, 2858 nucleotides. Its product is annotated as putative pentatricopeptide repeat-containing protein At3g15130. NCBI's taxonomy places the organism in Eukaryota, Viridiplantae, Streptophyta, Magnoliopsida, Solanales, Solanaceae. The record is from RefSeq and is a predicted model, not a curated record. The coding region runs from base 913 to 2703 and encodes 596 amino acids. The transcript has a single exon. Gene Ontology annotation, molecular function: RNA binding; protein binding. Gene Ontology annotation, biological process: RNA modification.